Andrographis paniculata is the source of this 1393-nucleotide messenger RNA. RefSeq names its product stress response protein NST1-like. Bases 209 to 1219 code for a protein of 336 amino acids. The record is from RefSeq and is a predicted model, not a curated record. Lineage: Eukaryota; Viridiplantae; Streptophyta; Magnoliopsida; Lamiales; Acanthaceae. The transcript has 3 exons.
UGCCUUUAAGGAAUUGGAGGAUUCCUCUCUCCCCGUCGCCGAAACCCUAAUUGCAGUUUUCUUUAGAUCUCGAUUUUUUGUUCUUAUAGAUCUGCUGUACGGGGGCGUUUCUUUGCGAAUCCUAAGUAAAACCCUCGGUUGUUCGGGGUGGAAUUAGUUAGUGGGUUCAAUUUGUUGUCGGGUGAGAAGCUUCGAUUCGAUCUCGAAGAUGUCUCGGUGCUUUCCAUACCCACUACCUGGGUACGCUCUGGGCGGAGCCAGCCAUGAGGCCUUGAUCGAAUCGAUUAAGCUCCGAAAAAGGGAGAAUGCCAAGCAGAAGAAGAAAGAGAAGAAAACCUAUAAGAAAGGAGAAGAGGAGAAAAGGAAAGACAGAAAAGAGAGAAAAGAGAGAAAGAGGAAGUCUGAAGACAAGACAUGUCAGGGUCGGGAGAAAUCUAAUACCCCUCAAAGCCACAUUGACAAAAAGCUUUCGGCCAAUGUGAAAGGGGAUCUUCUUCCGAGUGGAAGUAAAACUGAACCUGAGCAACUCGAACGAAGCACUCUAACUGAGGAGCAUGGGCAAUCUGUCCAUUUGCAUGCUCCCAGCACUUCCUCUGAUAGCACAGAGAAUAGCAACAAGAGGAAGAGGCCGAGCUCGCCCAUGGAUGUUCCCAAUGUCCGAGCAGGAAAGAUCAUCCGUAUUCGACUGUCCUCUAAGAAGCAGAAUGAGUCAAACGUGUCAUCUUUAGGUGAACCACAGCUUUGCUCUACAUCCGGGCAGGCAGAAUCCAUUUCUCACGAUAACAGCAAGACUGCCCUGAGGUAUCCCGGGGCAAUUUCUUGCAACACAACAAAUCAAACGGAUAGUAUUCCUCAAGGGCCUCUGCAAAGAUCCAAUCAGAAAGAGAUUUGUUCGACUUCCCGGCCUACCAGCACUCUUGCUCCUGUGGGAACAAGAAUUCCACCAACAACGACCACCGCUACACCAAAAUUACAUAAAAUGGAGUUGAAGUUGAAGAAUAUAAUGGAGAAUUGGUUUCCACCUCGGUUGGAGGAUGUACCUCAAGAUUUGGAUGAUCAAGAUUGGUUGUUUGGACGAAAGAAAUGUAUACCGACAGAGAAAAGACAAAAACCCGUAAUCCCCAGUGUGCCCUGCUCCAGCGAUGCAGCAUUGUGGCCUCGUGCGCAACACUUGCCGGAAGUUGAUAUCUAUGCCUUGCCUUUCACCGUUCCCUUCUGAGUUUGCAUGGAGAGGCCGUUACGUUAUCAUGCUCAUCCACUGCCUGAAGGAUUUUGUAGCGUUUCUUUAGUAGAGUGCCUAGAUUUUUCAAUUUCGGGGCAUAGAUAACUUGUAAUGAAUUCAAUAGAGAACUACUUUGUCUAUGGUUCAAAAUUUAUUGUUGUUGAAAGCCAA